Python bivittatus (Burmese python) is the source of this 3262-nucleotide messenger RNA. It is a transcript of the gene CDC42EP1, whose product is annotated as CDC42 effector protein 1. NCBI's taxonomy places the organism in Eukaryota, Metazoa, Chordata, Lepidosauria, Squamata, Pythonidae. Gene Ontology annotation, cellular component: plasma membrane; cytoplasm; cytoskeleton. Gene Ontology annotation, molecular function: small GTPase binding. Gene Ontology annotation, biological process: positive regulation of pseudopodium assembly; Rho protein signal transduction; regulation of cell shape. The record is from RefSeq and is a predicted model, not a curated record.
UGCUUCUUUAUGUCCGCGGUGAAGGGACGGCGACAGAAAAAGGCUACGAUUGGGGGAUUUCAACGCCACUGGCAUUAACACCCCCCGCCGCCGGCUGCGGUGGCAGAAGAGAGUUUCGGAAGUCCUCUCUUCUCUCCGGCAAGUUUUCCUUGCUGGGAAAAAGUCGAGUCUUAGAAAACUCAGAAAGGCGACAAUCUCUGCUCUCCCCCCUCCACCCCCAGGACAGGAUGCUCUGUGGCAAGAAUCCAGGAUCAGGACAUUAGAUGUGAGACUCCCACCCUGGCUCUUGUUCCUUGCUGCCCCAUGUGUUUGCUGGUACUUGCAACAGAAGGAGAGAGAUUGAGAAAGAGAGAUGAUGGAAGAAUAGUCAGCUCAGUAAUAUUGAUCUUCCAGCUUUGCACGCAUUCAGCCAGACAAGUGCAAACACUGUUUUAAUGACCACUGCUAUCCAAAGAGAGAGACUGGGAUUCCCUAUGCUCAUGCAGGCUUACAAGAAACAAAUCGGAUAAGUAACUACAUGAAAACUAUGAAGAGUCACUGUUGAAUAGGACUGGGAAGAACAGUGGAAAUUAGACACUAUUAUCCUGGAAGAAACCCAGAAGUUCCAUGACACACCUGUUUUUUAUUCUUCAUUACAUAGUUUAGAAGGAAGAAGAACAGUGAAAGAAAACAAGCAAUGGGGGGUGCUGGAGUGUGAUUGUUUUUAAGUGACACAGGUACCCUCCAGAUUGAUAUCAACCUUUUCUGAAGAACACAUUGAAUUUCUGUGUCAGGGUUUUAGUCAAGUGGCUAGGAAAUGAGUCUUGGAAAGCUACCAGUGAUCGGCUGGGUAUCUGGCUCACACAGCAAACGUCGCCUCAAAACAGAGCUGACCCCGGACAUGAUCAGCCCACCAUUGGGGGACUUUCGCCAUACUAUGCAUGUGGGACGUGGUGGUGAUGCCUUCGGAGACACUUCCUUCCUUAGGAACCAUGGUGGAGAGGAAGCCAAACCCCACAAUUUCUUUGCUCGGACACUGUGGCACGUGAGGAGGAGCCCACUAAGGAACCGAGGAAGCCGAAACAAGGACCAGGGCUCAUCAGCACCUCCCGCCAUCUCACCCAUCAUCAAGAAUGCUGUGUCGCUGCCUCAGCUCAAUCAGAGUCACUAUGAGAGUGAUGAUCUUGGAAUAGCAUUUCCCUUCAAGAGCCCCCCAACAAGCUUCUCUGACUAUGGACUAGAAUCUGGAUUCUGCACCAUUCCACGUGUUCCCCGGUCUGAGAAGGCUCCCGAGAGCUCCCAGCUUGCUGAGUCAGCAUUGCAGCGUUCAGAUUCCUUGCUGUCAUUCCGCCUGGACCUUGGCCCCUCUCUGAUGAGCGAACUUCUUCAUGUCAUUAGCUUCUCAGGAGGCUGCAGCCCUGACUCCAGGGCAAAGAAAGAAGGUGAAGAAAGUAAACCCCCAAGCAGCAGUGAGCCUAGCUCAUCGCUUCACAUCAAGAGCAACUGGGCAGAGGACUCACUGCCUUGGAAAUCGGAAUCUCAUCAUGGUAACAGUGAAGAAAGCCAAAGCGCGUCAAGCCUUUUGGAUUAUUCUGAGCCUAGAUCACCACUGGGACACUUGGUCUAUGCCAAUGGAGAUUCUCAUUCUAUAGAGUUGUCUGAGGAAGGAUCUCCCUGUCUGAGAAGCAGGAGCUCUAGUUCUGAACUGGGGGCAGUGCCAAAAGAGACCUACUGGCAAAAAGGGCACCACAAUGACUGUAACAUGGAAGCAGGAGAAUUCAACCAUGCUGCCCGUGUAUUAGCAUGCCAUUAUGGGAUGGGAAGCACCUAUCACAGUCCACCUCCACAAGAAGAUCCAAGGAGACAAGCUUCAUGGGAAAGCCCAAAUACCAACUCAUGGCAUGUGAAAGUAGGUGCACCUGAGCAGCAGGAAUAUGCUACUGGAUGGCGACACAGGGGAGGAGGUGAGGAGGAGGAGGAUCACGACAAGUCUGACAGUGAUGAGGAAACCAUUGUUAGAGAGAGACACAGUGAUUCCUUUGAAUAUGUUGAUGAAGAGGAUGAAGAUGAAGUUAAGGUUUAAACAGACAUAUGUGCUCUCUUGUGGCCUCCCACCACCUUCUUAGGAGAUGUCCGAACUAAAGGGAACAACGUAUCGCUACCUGGCAUUCUGGAUGCAUGCAGACUUAAAAGAUUAGCCUUCUUUCCAGAUGAUCUAUGUCAGUGCUUCCUAAACUGGUGUUUUCAGACACUGGGGGUGCAACAUCCAGAAUUCCCACAGAGUGACAGUUCUACCACACUUGCAGAGUGCCAGGGUAGGAAAGGCAGAUGGAGGAAGGGACUCAUGUCUCUACCUUGCUCUCUCCUCCUCCUCCCUGCUUUGUGGGUUUAAAAAAAGAAGAAAAAAGGAACCAUUUAGAGCAAACAAAAAGUACUAGUUGCUCUUUUUUGGCAACUGGCACUUAAAGAUGCUCAUGACUUCACAUCCUCUUUCAUUCCCAUUGGCUGAUUGAUUUCAUCAUGAUAGAUGGUGCCAUGAUUUUUCCAUUCCCUAGAAAUAAAAACAUUAUACUUGAGAACAGAGGCCACUGAGACCUUCCACAUCUCUAUCAAAUGACUGUAGGGGGGAAAUACCAUUUAAAAAAGACCAGUCUAGAAAAGGGAAGAGAAGCUGUACAUCCCAUUGGGACCAAAUCCACCUAACUGCCACAUGCUUCUGCCUUGUGCUGAAGGUAAAGAUCUACUCAGCUGUUCUUCCAGUCCAAGGUACUGACACCAGUUAGGCAGGAUGAUUCCUCUCUUUUUCAAGGAACACAAAAUUUGGAUCUGAAACCAGUUCAUUAGCACACUGUCCAUUUCUCCUGCACCAAAACUCUGAUUGGGAUAGGACUGUUUCUUGUUUAUUUUACAUCCUCAGAAGGAAAUGUAAUCCUAGACUUCCAAUGAGAUUAUUCCAGGGGAACCUGUAUGUCAAGCUUGUUUUAUUUGCUUCCAGAGAGCACACAGGAAUUCAGUUUAUGUUAAGGAUCUAGUUUACUGACAUGUAAGGCUGAGAUAUAACUUUUUCCAUCCUGCAUCUCCUAAUUCAGGCAUUGGUAAUGCAAAGCCCUAAAUAACAGUUUGACCCUAGCACUUAUAGCUUUGCAUGGCUACUGCAGCAGCUUAUCCACAGAUUGCUUGUUCAGGAAGAAAAGGAAGGGAAAUAAUUUCUCAAGAUAAAACCAGAGAUUCUGAAAUAGGCCUGCCUUUCGUGCUUCCUUAUUCCUAAAAAAAAAAAAAAAAA